Fraxinus pennsylvanica is the source of this 768-nucleotide messenger RNA. The record is from the annotation of a GenBank genome assembly. NCBI's taxonomy places the organism in Eukaryota, Viridiplantae, Streptophyta, Magnoliopsida, Lamiales, Oleaceae.
AUGGCGGAUGGAAUAUCAAGCUUUUGGGGGCCUGUCACAUCUACACAUGAGUGGUGUGAGCCAAAUUAUGUCUACUCUUCCUAUAUUGCCGAAUUUUUCAACACCAUGUCUAAUGUACCAGGCAUUAUAUUAGCACUCAUUGGUCUCGUGAAUUCCCUGAGACAACGUUUUGAGAAAAGGUUUAGCAUCCUUCACAUAUCAAAUAUGAUACUCUCCAUCGGCAGCAUCCUAUAUCAUGCCACGUUACAGCGGCUGCAGCAGCAAGGUGAUGAAACACCCAUGGUGUGGGAAAUGCUCCUAUAUAUUUACAUCCUAUACUCACCAGAUUGGCAUUAUCGGAGUACAAUGCCCACAUUUUUGUUCCUCUACGGGGCAGUUUUCGCCGUUGCACAUUCACAGCUCCGCUUUGAUAUUGGUUUUAAGAUGCACUACUUGCUGCUUUGUUUUCUUUGCAUUCCUCGGAUGUACAAGUAUUACAUUUACACAGACAACAAAUCUGCUAAGCGGCUUGCAAAGGUGUAUGUCGCCACUUUAUCUGCUGGAAGCCUCUGCUGGCUAGUUGACCGUCUGUUCUGCAAGGACAUCUCGCGCUGGUUCUUCAAUCCACAGGGUCAUGCAAUGUGGCAUGUUUUCAUGGGUUUUAACUCUUACUAUGCGAAUACGUUCUUGAUGUUCUGCCGUGCCCAACAGCUCGGGUGGGAUCCAAAAGUUAAGCACUUUUUGGGAAUUUUCCCCUAUGUGAAUAUUCAAAAACCGAAAGCCCAGUAG